This is a messenger RNA of Erythranthe guttata (spotted monkey flower), 1305 nucleotides long. RefSeq names its product Leucine-rich repeat (LRR) family protein. Gene Ontology annotation, molecular function: protein binding. The record is from RefSeq and is a predicted model, not a curated record. Lineage: Eukaryota; Viridiplantae; Streptophyta; Magnoliopsida; Lamiales; Phrymaceae. Gene Ontology annotation, cellular component: cytoplasm.
UUCGGCACAAUUUGUUGCCAAUUUGCCAUUCACCAUUUCCCUUGUAUUUGCAUAACAAAAACCAACGAGCAAAAUCGUUGUUCUUCCGACCAAUCGUCGUCUCUUUUACAUGGAAUCCUCGACCCGACCCGACGAUCAAGAUCCGGCGGGAGAAAACGAUGCCGAAUCGACGUUCCUCGACCUCACGAGCUGUCAGCUACGCGAUCUUGCCUCGGUGGAGCUGCCGCCCAAUCUCACAGAACUAGACCUAACGGCGAACCGUUUGACGGCGUUAGACCCCCGUAUUUCUCACCUCUCUAAUCUCAAAAAGCUCUCUUUGCGCCAGAACCUCUUCAACGAUGACGGCGUGCUGCCCCUCUCCGCCUGGCAUUCCAUCUCGUCCCUCCAAGAGCUUGUGCUGAGGGAUAAUCAGCUGAAGACAAUUCCAGAUGUUAGCAUAUUCAAAAUGCUUCUGGUCUUCGAUGUUUCAUUUAACGAGAUUUCUUCACUUGAUGGUUUAUCCAAGGUCUCAAACGCACUCAAAGAACUUUAUGUAUCUAAGAAUGAAGUGACGAAGAUGGAAGAAAUUGAGCACUUCCAUGAGCUGCAAAUUCUUGAGCUUGGAUCCAACAAAUUACGGGUAAUGGAGAACCUACAAAACUUAUCAUUAUUACAAGAGCUGUGGCUCGGGCGCAACCGUAUCCGUGCCAUUAACCUUUGUGGGCUAAAAGGAAUUAAGAAGCUCAGCCUUCAAAGUAAUCGAUUAACUUCUAUGGCUGGACUUGAGGAAUGUGUUGCGCUGGAGGAAUUGUACUUGAGCCAUAAUGGUAUUGCGAAAAUGGAAGGAUUGUCAACUCUCAUCAAUCUCCGGGUGUUGGAUGUGUCGUCCAAUAAGCUCACGGAAGUAAAUGACAUCGAAAACUUGGCAAAGUUAGAAGAUUUGUGGCUUAAUGACAACCAAAUAACAUCACUGGAUAACAUUGCGGAAGCUGUUGUGGGUUCUAAAGAUAAUCUCACUACCAUCUAUCUUGAGCGCAAUCCGUGUGCAAGUUCUCCUACGUAUAUUUCUGCUUUGAGGCAAAUAUUCCCAAACGUUCAGCAAGUUGACUCUGAAAUGUUUGCAUAGAGCUCCCCGUUUUUUCCAGAUUUCCGCUCUAUCUUCUAACUUAAAUAUAUAAGAGUGAUUGAAUUGAUUAUAAUUAAUCAUCUCAAAUUGGUUGUUGUUGAAUAUUUAUUCUUAUAAAUUGGUAGUCCAUAAAUUUUACUGGUUGUCAUAAAUUUUUUAAUGGGUAUUUAAAGAGUGUGUCCGGUUUUCUUCCCAACUUU